This is a messenger RNA of Brugia pahangi, 1308 nucleotides long. The record is from the annotation of a GenBank genome assembly. NCBI's taxonomy places the organism in Eukaryota, Metazoa, Nematoda, Chromadorea, Rhabditida, Onchocercidae.
AUGAGUAAAGCAAGAAGCUGGAAAUUUAUUUGUAAAGGUUUACCGUUUUUGGCAGUUGGUGGUUCCACUUUAUUACUCGCAUAUAAAAUACAACAAAUCAAAUUUGAAUUCGGUCCAUCCUCUUGCACACUUGCUGACGCUGAAGAAAUUAAACAGUUUCUGAAUACGGAGGGAAUUAGCAAACAACAGGAAAGUGUAGAGACGAUUUAUCAGAAACUCGUCAAGGAAGAGGACGACAACUGGGAAAAUAUUCGAGGACCACGUGAUUCGGAAGACAAUAAAGAAUUUCUACAGUUAAACUUACCAACAACUGAUGGCAGGAUAGGCUCGUCUGGUGACUUCAGUGAAGCACCACCACCUCCGCCUGGCUUUCCAAAUACAAGUAGGGAAGCUGUUCGAGGUAGUGAGCGAACACCUGUAAUCUCAUCUCCUGCAGAAUCCGAUUUCCCGUGCUCUUCUGCAAAUGAAAGAGUAAAUAUUCAAAUCAUUGCCGACCCUACUAUUGAUCAUCAAACAAAUUUUCCAUCGUCUUCUAUACAUACAGGUCAGAGUCAAUUAAUACAGCCUGUAUUAGACCCAGCAAGUUCUUCUAUAUCUUCCGUGGAAACUGCUGUGCCUACUCAACCAUUUUAUGUUCCAGCGGUUCCAGAUUUCAGUCAGGAAACGCUCUAUACGGCUGCUGAAUCUUCUCAACCGGUCGCUGGGGCCAGUUGUUCGCAUCCUGCUGAUCCAGAAAAUAAGGAGGAUCUUGUGGAUCCCGCUUUGCUGGCUGAAAUACUGCAGUUGGGAUUUGAAGAAGUUAUUGCUGUUUUAGCUAUAUCAAAAACAAAAGAAAUUGGUGGAGCUGAAGCGGCGAUAAAUUGGAUCUUAGAACACAGCAACGAAAGUGAUUUUGAAUCGGACGAAGAGCAGAAUUCAAUGGGCGGAGUCCAUUCUACAAGUGCCAUAAAUAGGCAGCAUAAAAUGGUGUUCGUUGUUAAUAUGAGCCUUAAAAUGGGGGCAGGGAAGUUGGCUGCGCAAGUCGGUCAUGCAACACUCGGUGUUUAUCGGCUUGCUCAAAGAAGCGAAGAUGGACUACAUGCAUUAGAUGCUUGGAGAAUAUCAGGAGAAAUGAAAGUAGUUGUUAAAGGUCAUAACACUGAAAUGCUUCUCGAUUUCUUUAAACAAGCGAAAGACUUGGGUUUAUUUACUUACAUUGUGUCCGACGCUGGGCGUACGCAGAUUCCUACUGGCUCACGGACUGUUCUUGGCAUCUUUGGUCCAACCCACUUAGUUGAUUUAGUUACUGGCGAACUGAAACUUUUGUGA